Molecule: messenger RNA, 5932 nt
Organism: Neofelis nebulosa (Clouded leopard)
Lineage: Eukaryota; Metazoa; Chordata; Mammalia; Carnivora; Felidae
Gene: CDH19
Product: cadherin 19
Exons: 12
Coding region: 400-2715 (771 amino acids)
Biological process (GO): calcium-dependent cell-cell adhesion; homophilic cell-cell adhesion; multicellular organism development
Cellular component (GO): catenin complex; plasma membrane; adherens junction
Molecular function (GO): cadherin binding; calcium ion binding
Source: RefSeq, a predicted model, not a curated record
AAAAGGAGGCGGGGGGUGGGGAGGGACUGUUCAUACCACUUGCUGGAGCUGUCUGCAUUUUCAUCCAAGCCUAUGAACGGACAUCAGAGUGCCCUUAUGGUAUUUUGCACAAAAGGCUCAGUGUUCAUGGCUCUACUCAGAGAACCCAAAAUAGCAUUGAGUAAGCAGUGACAUAGUGACAUAGUGGUACUAAAAACGCAGGCAUCCGUAACUCAGAGCAGUAACCCAGAUGUCAGGUUCGGCGAGAAGCUGGUGAAGCAAAAUAAGAAGCCUUCCUCCUGCUGUUCCUUCUGCGUUCAUCACGAAUUUGGAAGCUCAGUGUUGGGAGACCUCCUAGAACUGGAAGAUACACAGCUACUGUUUCCUCCGAAGAAUACCAGUUGGAAUCAAACGAGCAGAAUGGAUUAUUGCUUAUUGCUGCCUUUUACGUUGGGAAUUUCUCUCCUAUGGCCUUGCUUUAUGGCAACAGAAAUCUCUCAAACAGAGGAAGUUAAGCACCCAGUGGAUUCUCAUUUGAGAGUGAAGCGUGGUUGGAUGUGGAACCAGUUUUUUGUACCAGAGGAAAUGAAUAAGACUAAUUAUCACAUUGGCCAGCUAAGAUCUGAUUUAGACAAUGGAAACAACUCUUUCCAGUACAAGCUUUUGGGAGCUGGAGCUGGAAGUAUUUUUGUCAUUGAUGAGAGAACAGGUGACAUUUUUGCCGUCCAGAAGCUUGAUAGAGAGGAACGAUCCCUCUACACUCUAAGAGCCCAGGUAAUAGACAGCACUACUGGAAGGGCUGUGGAACCUGAGUCUGAGUUUGUCAUCAGAGUUUCGGAUAUCAAUGACAAUGAACCAAAAUUCCUAGAUGAACCUUAUGAGGCCAUUGUACCAGAGAUGUCUCCAGAAGGAACAUUAGUCAUCCAGGUGACAGCAAAUGAUGCUGAUGAUCCUUCAAGUGGCAAUAAUGCUCGCCUCUUGUACAGUUUACUACAAGGCCAGCCCUACUUCUCCAUUGAACCAACAACAGGAAUCGUAAGAACAUCUUCUAAAAUGGAUAGAGAACUGCAAGAUGAGUAUUGGGUAAUUAUUCAAGCCAAAGAUAUGCUCGGUCAGCCAGGAGGACUGUCGGGAACAACAAGUGUGUUAAUUAAACUUUCUGAUGUUAACGACAAUAAGCCUAUAUUUAAGGAAAGUUUUUACCGUUUGACUGUCUCUGAAGCUGCACCCACUGGGACUUCUAUAGGAAAAAUCAUGGCAUAUGAUAAUGACAUUGGAGAAAAUGCAGAAAUGGAUUACAGCAUUGAAGAUGAUUCUCAAACUUUUGACAUAAUUACUAAUAAUGAGACACAAGAAGGAAUAGUGAUAUUAAAAAAGAAAGUGGAUUUUGAGCACCAGAAUGACUAUCGUAUAAGAGCAAAUGUUAAAAACCGCCACGUUGAUAAGCAGCUCCUGAAAUACCAUGAGGAAGCUUCCAGCACCCUCAUUAAGGUCCAGGUGGAGGACGAAGAUGAGCCUCCUGUUUUCCUCCUCCCAUAUUACCUAUUUGAAGUCUUCGAAGGCGGACCGCAUGGAUCAUUCGUAGGCACGGUCUCUGCCACAGAUCCAGAUCAGAGGAACUCUCCUAUCAGGUAUUCUAUUACGAGAAGCAAAAUGUUCAGUAUUGAUGACAAUGGCACAAUAAUCACAACCAAUGCUCUCGAUCGAGAGAUUAAUGCUUGGUACAACCUAAGUAUCACAGCCACAGAAAAAUACAAUGUGCAACAAAUUUCUGCAGUUCCUGUGUAUGUGCAAGUUCUUAAUAUUAAUGAUCAUGCUCCCGAGUUCUCUGAAUACUAUGACACAUAUGUUUGUGAAAAUGCAGACCCUGGUCAGGUAAUUCAGACCAUCAGUGCAGUGGAUAGAGAUGAAUCCAUAGAAGAUCACCAUUUUUACUUUAAUCUGUCUGUGGAAGACACAAAGAACUCAAGUUUUAUAAUCAUAGAUAAUCAAGAUAACACAGCUGUAAUUUUGACUAAUAGAACUGGUUUUAGCCUUCAAGAAGAGCCCCUCUUCUACAUAUCUGUCUUAAUUGCUGACAACGGGAGCCCAUCACUUACAAGUACAAACACCCUUACCAUACACGUCUGUGACUGUGAUGAUUAUGGCAGUACACAGACCUGCAGGAAUAAAGACCGUAUGCUUUCUAUGGGAUUCAGAACAGAAGUCGUACUUGCUAUUUUGAUAAGCAUUAUGCUAAUAUUUGGGUUUAUCUUUUUGAUCCUAGGUCUAAAACAGCGAAGAAAGCAGACUCUGUUUCCUGCGAAAAGUGAAGACUUCGGAGAGAACAUAUUCAGAUACGACGAUGAAGGGGGAGGAGAAGAAGACACCGAGGCCUUUGAUGUCGUAGAGCUGAGAAGCAGCGCCUUCAUGCGGGAGCGCAAGGUGCAGAAGACCGCUACGGCCGAGAUCAGGCGCCUGUACAGGCAAUCUUUGCAGGUGGGCCCCGACAGUGCCAUUUUCAGGAAAUUCAUUCUAGAAAAGCUCGAAGAAGCGAAUACUGAUCCUUGUGCCCCUCCUUUUGACUCCCUCCAGACCUACGCUUUUGAGGGAACGGGGUCAUUAGCUGGAUCCCUGAGCUCCUUAGGAUCGGCAGCCUCUGAUCAGGAGGAAUAUUAUGAUUACCUUAAUGAAUUGGGACCUCGCUUUAAAAGAUUAGCAUGCAUGUUUGGUUCAGCCACUCAGUCAUAUAAUUAGGGGCCUUUUAUUAUUAAAAAGUUUUUAAGAAUGCUAAUAUGUGUUUGGGCACACUGGUAGUCACUUGAGUAGAGUGGUGUUAUCUGGGGGGAAUAUAUAGAUACAUAUAGAGCAUCUUCUGAUUUCCUUGGGGUAAAUACCCCUCGCUUAUUUCAAGCUACCCGCAAGCUGUCAGUGAAUGCAGAUAUGGAGUGAUGCUAACAGUCGGCUCUCCGGUACAUGUAACCGAAAUAUUCCUCUAGCAUUUUUUUCACUACCAUCCAAUACAAAUUCUCAACAUUUUUGGAUGUUUCAUGUGAGAAAGGCCCUGAACUACAUCAACUUAAUAUUAGUUCAUGUAUCCAUUUUUUUUUAAGUCUUACCGAAUGAGAGAAAAAUGCUUCUCUAUUUUAAGUUCCGAUGCUAUAUGGCUAUAUGGAGAUAAACACUUACAGGGAAUCUGAAUGAUUAUAUAAAACUUUUAAAAACUGUUUCUUGCUAAUGAAUAUGCAAGUUUCUGGCUGAGAUUCUACGAUGAUGGGUAGUAGUUUGAUGUUUGAAAAUCAUUGUUAAGACCUCACUUGAAAACUGAUCUCAAAUUUAGACAGAUACUUGUUAUAUGUUACUUAAUCAAGGAUACAGUGUAAAUUUGUAUUAUCUUUGAUAUUACAGAUUUGUAUAAAAAAGGGGGCAUGAAAAAAUGUUUGGGAGUUUUCUAUAAGUUAUUUUUCUACGUAACCAAAGCAGAGCUUUGGCAUGUCACAAUACAACAAAAUAUAUGUUGACGUUUACACAACAUCCAAUUGAAACUUUAUUAUAAUUGUGGAAAGUGUGAAAAACCGUUAAGUGAAUUUUAUUGCUACUAAAAAUGAUAGCAAUAAGUGAAAGGAGUAUUUGAUUCAAAGUUGAAUUACUAUUCAUCCAAAAUAUUAUGAUCAACUGUACGGAUUCUCACCACUCAUAGAAUAAAACAUAAGAUUCUCAGCAUUUCCUUUUCUAUUAAGAGCUCAGACUGUAACUGGUUCUUAAGUGUCAUAUUUUUAUUAUGGAAUAUAAAAUUAGGUGCAAUAGUUACUUUUAUUGUAACAUUAUGAAGAAAGCAUGGUAGGCUGCCGGACCUGGUAGCAUCCAGAUAACAAGAUUUAUGACAACAUUAGAUAAUAAGGCAGUAAAACACCUUAAAUUUAAUGAACAUUUUAAGAAUGAUCCUUAUUAUUCUAUCCCAAUGAAGAUGGAAUUCAAAACUCAUAGGUUGAACAGAAAGAAAAGAAUGAAUAAAAUGUCCUCAAAAUUGUUUUGUAUCUUCAUUUCUUAUUAACAGCGUGUGAAAAUGAACGGAACCAAAUUGACCCUAUGUAUUAAAUAAAAUAUUUUGGAUUAUUUUUAGCUGAAGAUAGAGGAAUUGAAUGGCUAUAGUAUUUUGCUUUCUCUGUACUUUCAGACAUAUGCACCAUACCAUGUAAUAGAAGAGUGGUUUUUCAUCAUUGUCAAUUCAGGUACCGUUGUGUAGGCAGCAUAGAGAUCUUGAAAAAAGCCCAAGACUGGAAAUCAACAAUUUAGGAAAAUAUUAAAAGUAGAUGAGAAGUCAUAAGCUGUAGAAAAUCCUUAUGCAUUCGUAUCAUUAUUUACUUAGGCAAGUGUAAGAAUAGGAAACAAGACAGAAUGUUAAAACAGAAAAACUUGCAAGUAAAAUAGAAAUGUAUGAGUUGAGAGAACAUUUGUAUUUCUAUCAUAUGGACAUAAAAAUUGGAAGAGUAUAGUCAGGGGUAGUUUCAGGAAUUAUUCCAUACAGGAUUAUUCCUUGUAUUUAAAAAAUAGUGCCCUGUACUCUUGGUUGAAGAAAUGGCAAGUGUGAUGAACAACAGAUAAAUGAAUCUAUGGAAAAUGGGUGAGAGAAAAAAAAUGGGGUUUCUGAGGAUCUAAUAGGUUCUGUCAUGGAUGAAAGCCUUAUGCACAACCUACCAAUUUUGGAUGAAGACUUUAUAAAACGUACAUCUGCAUUAACAGGGUUUCAAGUUUGAGUCCAAUGGCACAAAGCGGAUGUGUUAAAAUAAGUUCUGGCUUGGUUAAUGAUAGGAUUGUUAAUCACAGGUACGUAGGAAAAGCGCAUACAUGGAGCUCUAGCAAAUAUCCACCUGCUAGUUGCAAAGUGUCCUUUUAAGGUAUAUCAAAAAUACUAUCUGAUUCUAGUAUAGAAGUUGCAAUUUCCUGGAAAUUAUACUUGGUCAUAUUUCAAUAAAACUUAACUUUUUGUGGUGUUUCAGGAACAGGGCUGUAUCCUAAGCUAAAGACACGGCAUUAAGAUCUCAUCUUUGUGAAUUUUAAUAAAGGCUAAAUCAAUGCAGAUAUUUAUGAAAAUAGCACAGCUUCACACUAAUAGCUGCAGUGCUUAAAUAUCAGCCUUAGUUAACUCACAGGUUCAUGUAGAAGUCUUCAAUUACUGACAGUUGAAACCAGAAAAUAUGUAAGGUCCUUUAUAGGGAUCAGAAAACCGCUAGUGAUACGAGGUGUUUCCGAAGCAUGUGCGGUUGAGCCCGCCAGAGCUGAGCAUGAAUGAGUUCAUUUUUGUUUAAAUCACUGUGUGAACUUUGUCAAACCGCCUUCUGCUUCCAGAUCAGAGAUUGCAAUCUGGAACAUAAGGUCCCAUCCACCUGUUUCACAUGGUUGUUGUGACCAAUGAGUAAAAAUAGUGCCAGCAGCACCUGACCCAGUAAAUAACCCCCUCGUGAUGAUGGCUGAUGUCAUUCUGCUGGAACACACAGACCCCUUUAUCUUCUAGGACUGAGGGAUCUCGCCGGCUCCACGGCAUGUUGGAAAUAGAAACCAACUUUCUGACCUGACAUAUAAGGUCACGUGGUAUUCUGUCCUUCCCAUUUCUGUAUUUUCUUAACUCUUCUGGUCUCAUGUUCUAGGCCUGAAACAAUCUGUCCUCAACAUUUCUCCUUUUCAUUCCCGCCCUUCAUUCGGCUCUGUGAUCAAUGGUGAUUUUCUCUGAAAGGCCUGCCUGACUCUUGUCCUCUACUGUGGCCCAUGCUCUGUCUUGUUUUUAUUCAAAUCACUUAGCCACCUGGUAUCAUAAUACAUACAUACAUUUUUUUACUUGUUAUGUCUUUAUCACUGAUUAGAAUGUAAACCCUAAUGGGUAAGGAAUUGUCUGUGUCGUUCAUUUGUUCUUGUCUAAAAUUGUUUGUAGCACAUAGUAAGUGGACCAAUAAAUAUUUCUCAACAUAACAAUGAA